Folsomia candida is the source of this 2444-nucleotide messenger RNA. RefSeq lists its product as uncharacterized. The coding region runs from base 191 to 1885 and encodes 564 amino acids. The transcript has 2 exons. The record is from RefSeq and is a predicted model, not a curated record. Lineage: Eukaryota; Metazoa; Arthropoda; Collembola; Entomobryomorpha; Isotomidae.
UAGUAUCUACCGAAAGGGCACUACCCGAAUAAAUUCACGUGUCAACUCAAAAAUAUUAAAACAAUUUAAAAUAUUAGAAAAGUGACUACAUACUCAGUUUAAAAGUACAUUUAUUUCUCCCCUUGUGAAACAUUCCAUUGGUUUGAAGAUUUUUUUCAUAAAAACAUUGCAAAACUGUACACUCAUAAAAAUGGAAAGUUCUAUGGACCACUUAAUUUCGCGUUUGCCUGAGAUAAUUUCCAAAAUUAUGGAAUUCUUGCUCACUUCCGACUUGGAAUCGAUCUCUCUCGUCAACUCCACGUGGGAAAAGGAAGCCCUGAGACAUCUCCUGAUACGAAAUCCGGUCGAUGUCCACCUCCACAACAACGUCACCGAUUCCAAGGACCUCAUCCCCCUUAAGAACUUAUCCCCCACACGUCUUAACAUUGUAGUCUCUCAACCCGAGGAAAAUGCGGAGAUGAUUUUAUUACCAAAAAUACAGCUAUUUAUCACCAUAAAUUUCACCACCGUGACAAAAUUAAGUAUCAAUAUCUUCCUCGAUAGCUCUUUCCGCCACGUGGCGUCUCGUUCGGCCAAGAUUUAUGAAUCUUUCAAAAACCUGAGCUGUCUCGAAUUCCAAAUGGUUUUGGUCAAUCAUAAAGAACUAUUUUCUUCCGAUCAAGACUGGGACGACCUACUUCCCGCCACCAGCAUUAACCCCCAAAAACUGACCACUUUGACCCUUAACAUGUCCGACCUCAUUCGUAAAGAUCAAGUCCCCCAAUGCGACAACUUUAUCUCGCUGACCACCCGACUUCUAACGGUGUUCAGGGGCGUGAAAAGCCUCAAAAUGAUCGACACCCCUGGCAGCGGGCUGCUUCAAGAAGACGAUCCCAUUUUACCCCACCUCACCUCAAUCUCAUUCAUACGAACGUUUCAAAUCGAGAAAUAUGGUCCACUCCUACGAUUUUUCCAAUUUAAAGCACCCCUCGCGCCAACUUUUGAUAACAUAACCCGGUUCGAAUUUAACGUUUCAAUUUCCGAUGCAACCAACGGAUCCGACUUAUUGCGCCUCCUCGCGCCUCAGCUCGAACACGUGUGCAUUUCCGGGGUGGACAACACCUACCCGGAUUCAGUCUCCGAGAAUUUCUGCACCAUCCCGAUUCUCCCCAGGUUGAAAGUUUUCGAAAUUUUGAGAGAAAAAGUUCUUUAUAAUUGCUACGAAAUUAAUUGGUUUCGACCUGGUCUGCACUUAAAUUUUGAGACUGAACAGGACGAAGUUAAGUUAGUGUAUAAAGAACAAUUUCCCGUUUUGGAGCGGUUAAUCGUGCGCCUGUCGCGGGAACCGAUUCUCGCCUGGGUUAAGGAAUGCGACCUUAAUCCCGAUGAGAAUUUGCAUUUUGAGACGACCAUGCUUCUCUUGUAUGAAACUUUUUUGGCGGAGGGUGUCGCGCCGUGUGGGACCUUAAGGAAUUUGGAUAUUUCCUUUCCUUCGGGGGAUUUCGAUGUGGGAAGUAUGGUAAUGAAGUGGCGGCGUGGGGGAGAUGAUUUAUGGGGGUGGGAGGAAGACGUGCCGGAUUUUUAUGAGAGAAUUUCCACCAUUUUUCCCAACCUGGAUUACCACGUGGUCAUGAGAGGAAAGGCGGUCGUGAGGGGGGCGAGGCUCCAAAAGUUUGUCGAAAUGGGGGUGUCCUUAGAGAUUUUUAGUGAGGAGGGAUGCGUUUAUUCGGAUUUUGCCAAGAUAUUUAAUGCUCCUUGUGGCACCCCUCCCGACGUAGGGAAAACAGGAACGAGGCCAGAAACAAGGGUUAGGUGGGUGUGUUUCGUGGCCGGAGUGAUGAUUGGAAUAAUGGGGGUAAUUUAUGAAGUAGAUUUAAUGUUCAGGGAUUUGUUAAGUUUUGCUUAAAGAAGGAUUAAAUUAUGUAGUUAAAAUUCUUCUCAUGUGAUCAGAUUCGGAUGUAGGGGUAUGCUUAAUAAUUUAAUUGUAAGAUCGGCACGAAAAAUUGAGCAAGUUCAGUACAAUAAUUGUCGUUGUUUAUAUUUACUCUUCACUUUUGGUGGUUAACAAAUAGUUUCCCCAGUUUAAAUUUAUCCACAUAUUUAUUUACAUAUUUACAAAUACAGAUACAUAUGUACAUAUGCAAAUACAUCUCACAAAUUAGAAAAUUUUGUACGUUACACAUGGUAUCUUUUUAAUAGUUAAAUACUUAUUGCCAGUGAAUGCAUUCUAUAGAUUUACAUAUGUAGUACUUUAUACGGGUAAUAGUUGCUACAUAUUUACAUAUUAUUUAUAAAGAGGCAUCUAUAAAGCUCUGUUAAGUAAAGCUACUUUAUGGAAAAAAGGAACCCACAAUAAAUGUAAAUGGCGUACAAAUAAUGUACAUAUUUAGGUAUAUUGUAUUUCUGCGUAUAUAUUUCCAUGUAGGAAUGAGCUUAUCUUACAAUUACAUACAAUAAAAAUACUG